AUGGCAUCCAAGAAGAUUCUUGUUGUAUUUGGAGCUACCGGAAUUCAAGGUGGUUCCGUCGUGAAGGCCUUCCUCGGAGACUCGAAAUUGAAAGAGGCCUGGACUGUGAGAGGUGUCACUCGUGAUGUCUCAAAACCUUCUGCCAAAGCUUUGGAGGCACAGGGGGCUGAGACCAUUGCUGCCGAUCUGAAUAAUGAAAGCUCGGUGAAAGCAGCCAUCAAAGGUGCUUACGCUGUCUUCGCCGUCACCAAUUUCUGGGAGAGUAGAAGCGCAGAUGUUGAAAUGAAGCAAGGCAAGGCUAUGGCCGAUGCCGCAAAGGAAGCCAGAGUACAACACUUUGUCUGGAGUUCUCUCCUAAACAUUACUGAGCUCACCAAGGGUGUUCUCUCCCAUGUUACCCAUUUUGAUUCAAAGGCCGCGGUUGAAGCUUAUAUCCGCUCAAUUGAUCUCCCCGCAUCCUUCUUCAUGCCUGGAUUCUAUAUGUCCAACAUCCCUGGCGCAUCGAUGCGCCAAUUGCCUCCAGAUAACGGCUGGGCAUUGAACCUCCCAAUUCCUGGCAACACCCCAAUCCCACUGUUUGCCACUGCUGAUGAUACCGGCAAAUUCGUCAAAGGGAUAUUGCUUAACCGUGAGAAGGCCUUCGGCAAGAGGUUCUAUGCUGCCACGGAUUACGUUACCCCCGAUGAAAUCGUCCAGCAGUUCAAGGAGACUUUCCCAGAAUCUGGAAAGACCGCAAAGUUCAACGAGCUCCCACAUGCGGUUUUCAAGCGCAUUAUGGCCGAAGCAGGAGUUCCAGAGGCGAGUCAGGAGGAGUUGUUGCAAAACAUGAGACUGAUGAAUGAGUUUGGCUACUUUGGGAAGGCAGACUUGAAAGAGAGCCACGACAUCCUUGUUGACAAACUCACCACUUGGAAAGAGUUUAUGAAGGCAGCUAAGCCUUUUGCUGACCUGAAGUAG
Molecule: messenger RNA, 957 nt
Organism: Lachnellula hyalina
Lineage: Eukaryota; Fungi; Ascomycota; Leotiomycetes; Helotiales; Lachnaceae
Product: NmrA-like family domain-containing protein
Exons: 5
Coding region: 1-957 (318 amino acids)
Source: RefSeq, a predicted model, not a curated record